Molecule: messenger RNA, 1224 nt
Organism: Planococcus citri (citrus mealybug)
Lineage: Eukaryota; Metazoa; Arthropoda; Insecta; Hemiptera; Pseudococcidae
Exons: 4
Coding region: 355-843 (162 amino acids)
Source: RefSeq, a predicted model, not a curated record
AAGUUAUCAGUAUAUCGAGCUUUUAGAAAGUUUUUCAGAGUGUUUUUUCAAUUCUGGUUCUUUCUUUCAUCUGUAACUCAGAAAAGCGAGCUUCACCUCAAAGCAUGACAAACUCACGAUCUUCAUCAGAAUUGGAAUAACCUGAGAUUUCAGUGUUCUAAAACCAAUUUCACAUCUAGCCAAAACACUAUACUCUGAUUGGUCUUCUCGUCUCACAGUACUGUUUGCUGAUUGGUUACCUUAAGCAAAAAUAAAACAAAACAAAAGGGAAAACAAUUUUGGAAAUUUAUCACUCCGCGUUCGCUAACUUAGGUAACAUUUUUCUCUCGUUUUCUGAAAUUGAAAUCCUUCGGUAUGAAUUCCCGCGAAUCAAACUCUGCCCCGAAUCUGCAUCCAUUCGCCGAUAAUGCUGUUUUAGAACCUGCAGAAGAAAUUUCGACCGAAAUUUGUACCAGUGAUGCUUCCGCCUCUACAUCGACAAUGGAAUCCAGCCCAGCUCCUUACAGUUUCACUGUUACUACGGCUCGUAAAUUGACGAAAUUGUCGAAAGCCUCGAAAGAUCGCCUUUUGAAGAAAAUUGAGGAAACUUGGAAAUUGGUCGAACAUUACAUUAAGAAUCAUGUAACCGAAGAAUCUCAAUUCAGAGAAAUCGAGAGAAUGCUCGAUAACAUCAGAGUAAAAUUAUUGCGUAUGUCUAAAACAUCUCGAAACAGAUUGCCCAACAUUAAAAAAGAUCGUGUGGUGAAAGGUCGUAAUAACAGACAGAACCGAAUGUUUGCUCCGAAAAAGAUGCAGAGCUCUCGUAUCCGUAGUCGGCGUGUAGAGAGAUCCAAUUCUCGCUAAGUGAAAUCUUAUUGAUGUGCGCUACCUACUUCCAACUUGAGAACGCGCGGUGCACUAAAGAAUCGAACCAAUUCGUUGGCGAAAUUAUCGGCGGUUUAUUAUCCUUCGUUGCAUUGGCUAUUUUAUUGAAAUUCAUUGAACGCGGAGUAUAUUUAAAUUAAUUUUUAUCUACUAUAACAAUACAACUAUGCGUAAUAUAUUGUUUCUUAAGUGUAUUUUAUAUUUUAUUUUGUGAAUAACGAGAGAAAAGUGGUGGAAAAGAGUACAUAAAUGUUGGGCUAAUUAUAAUUUUGGAUAUACGCAUGAACACGGAACCAUUGAAUUUUUUUAGUUCUUCAAUCUCGAAUGUUCAGUGUAAAAUAAAAUUUCUUCAUAAUAACA